AUGAGUGGGUUUAGAUGCAUCGACAUUUCGACAAUUCCUAGCGAUAGAGAGGGCUUCUACGCAACCAACAACCAGUUCCAGAAAUCGGGUCCAAAGGGUUUCAUCGAAGUGAAGGUUCUCGAGAACAACAAUCUCUAUGUGCGUGUGGACUUGCCCGGUGUUCCAGACGACGGCAUCCACCACAGAGUCGACGCCGUGAGGCAAAAGGUUGUGUUUUUCUCGGGCGUAACUUUCAACGACGGCUACGAGAAGCAAGGCGUUCGCGAGUACUCUGGAACCGCCGGUCUGGGCUGUGACUGCUGCGAGAUCACAGGAGUGGAUGCCAAGAUGAAAGAUGGAGUCUUGAGGAUGAUUGUCUCAAGGGUCAAGGUCAAAGACCAUGAGAACAAGUGUACUCUCACUGUGCCUCCUUUCACAGGUAAAUCUGGAAGGCGCGUGGAGGACCACCCGUUUGUGGUGAGAGGUCGGAAAGGAGCAUUCGUUGGAGAAUCAACAGCCGAUGGAGGUCUUUUCUUCGCAGUGGAUAUGCCAGGUGUUAGUAAUGGUGAUGAUGUCGAAAUCCUUGCUAAUGAGUUUGAAGUUAGAUUCAAAGCCGAGAUCAAGAAUGUGGGUGAGCACGAUGAGAGUGGCCGUAUUUACUUGGGAACAGUCGACGCUUCUGAUUCUUCCUCUUCGCCUGAUCUUUUGAAGACCCACUCCAUCACUGCUGUUGUAAACUUUGGUAUCCUCAAGAUCCUCCUUAAACCUCGUGUCAACACCAACACCAAUAAGGAGUAA
This is a messenger RNA of Microthlaspi erraticum, 777 nucleotides long. NCBI's taxonomy places the organism in Eukaryota, Viridiplantae, Streptophyta, Magnoliopsida, Brassicales, Brassicaceae. The record is from the annotation of a GenBank genome assembly.